AUCAUUAUCACCACUAUGACGGAUAAAAUGGCAGAGUGGAUCGGCGUGUCGACAUGCGUUGUCGCGUUGUUGUUGUCUCGAUUGCCUUGUGUUUGCCGAGAUCGUGUGUGGGUGCUGUAGGUGUUCUGUAGCUGUACUCGUUUCCGCGAUCGUACAGUGGCGCGUGAAGUGCUGUGCGGUGAACCACGAAGCAAUUUGUAGAACAUCUGUAGAACUAGCGUGCGCCGACAUCGUAGCGUGGGGCCUCCUCGCUCGCACGGCAGCCAUGGACGCGGGAAAAGAAAACCCUCUGGUCCUUUCGUGGCACGACACAGCGUGGUUGCCCGCGCUGGACCCGUCGAAUGUGAUGGACUACUUCUCAGAACGUAGCAAUCCUUUCUAUGACCGCACGUGCAACAAUGAGAUUGUGAAGAUGCAGCGCCUGAACCCCGACCAGUUGACCCACAUGACUGGCUUGGAAUACGUGCUGUUGCACGCACAAGAUCCCAUCCUGUACGUGGUGCGCAAACAGCAUCGCCACUCGCCUACCCAGGUAACACCGCUGGCCGACUAUUACGUGCUGGCAGGCGUUGUCUACCAGGCGCCGGACCUCGGCUCGGUGCUCAACUCAAGACUUUUGGGUGCUGCACAUGCGCUGCAGGGCGCGCUCCACGAAGCAAUGGGCUACGCGAGGUACCACCCGUCGCGCGGAUAUUGGUGGCACUUCAAGGACAACCCCGUUGCUACUACUACUGCCACGACGCCCGCCGCUACCGGCGCCGCGCCGAGCAACACAGGCGCGAGCCUGUUCCAGCGCCGCCGCGUUGACAUGCUGCUCGCGGAGCUGGCGGCAAAAUUCCCUCCAGAGCCGCCCAAGCCGGAGCCCGCCGACGUCAAGCCGGCGAAAACUGCCGACAAGAAGCAGACCCGGCCCGCAUCUUAGCGCACUAGAUGGUGCCUAGUCACUGCCUUUCUGCAAGUUCUCCCUGCUGUAAGAAGGCUGGGCGACAUGGUUUGUGCACAUGUGCCAUGAAGAAAGCCAGCCAUACCACCUGUCCUGUCUGAAGAGCAGUUCGAAAACCUGUUUCUAUGCAGCACUUCUGCUGAUUACAACAGUGUUUCAACUUGUUAUUCAAGUGUUGCUCUUGCAAGCAACAUGGAACAGCACAUCUGUGUAAUAAGUGCAUUCUGAUCUCUUCUGCAGUUGUGCAGAGCUGUACCUAAGGUAAUCUACUGUAGUACAAUGUUUACUUGCAUUGUACAUAAAUACAUAGCAUGCCAUUAUGUAUACAAUAUUCUCUCUCUCCAGUGACAGUUUCAAAAUGCAGACCUCCUCAUUCCUGUAAUUGAAGUAAACAUUAAAUCACUGCCAACUGGAAUAAUCCCAUGCUGCAGUCUGGCAGCCCUGUUCUCUGCACUACUGCACCAUAAUGAGAACAUUGCACUACAAGUGGUUAUUUUUAAUUGUGCAAACACUUGUGGAACAACUUUUGCAAAUAUUCCUCCUAUACAGUGUACACACUACUGCUGCUGGCCGCUUGUCACAUGUUAAGUGCUUUUUUUCUCUUGCUAUUAUGAUGAAACAGAUGGCAUAGGAAAUUCACUAUGCAGCUUGGCUCGGGACAUACCUACGUGCAUAACUCAUCACUUUUCCCAAUUUACAACACCUAGUCUACGAGUGACAACACACUGGCGCAGCUCUAUUGACACAGUGAUUAUACUAUGAAUGGAUUACACAAUAUUUAUUCGCUGCCCUUUCGUGCUCUAGGUGCUUCGGGAUUCCACCUCACUUCCCUUUACACAUUGAUGCACAAAAAUAGUUUGAGUUGUGCCCUUCAGUGGCACUAUCACAUUCAACAUGCAAGUCUAAAUAUUUUUAGUGGCAGAGCUUGUAUCCGAUGAUUGUCGGCACUCUGCAAACAUCCCACAACAGCCGAGCCGCCUGUUUGCAUGCCCUAAUAGCCGGCGAUGUUCUCGUGGAGCUGUGCAGUGUAACAGCUCGGUGGAUAAACAUACAGAAGGUCAUAGCAAUCUUGCUAUUGAGAAGGCACAUCCACUACGACUUCCAGCUGGUACAGAAAGUAACUGUUUUUCAUUAAUAAAUUAUGACUCUAGGAA
This is a messenger RNA of Dermacentor albipictus, 2097 nucleotides long. RefSeq names its product mediator complex subunit 6 (gene MED6). Gene Ontology annotation, biological process: regulation of transcription by RNA polymerase II. Gene Ontology annotation, cellular component: mediator complex; core mediator complex. The record is from RefSeq and is a predicted model, not a curated record. Gene Ontology annotation, molecular function: transcription coactivator activity. NCBI's taxonomy places the organism in Eukaryota, Metazoa, Arthropoda, Arachnida, Ixodida, Ixodidae.